Molecule: messenger RNA, 2954 nt
Organism: Empidonax traillii (willow flycatcher)
Lineage: Eukaryota; Metazoa; Chordata; Aves; Passeriformes; Tyrannidae
Gene: THEMIS
Product: thymocyte selection associated
Exons: 6
Coding region: 19-1974 (651 amino acids)
Biological process (GO): T cell receptor signaling pathway
Source: RefSeq, a predicted model, not a curated record
UCAGGCUCCAUCUAUGAGAUGUUUGGAAAUGAAUGCUGCCUGUCAACAGGAGAAGUCAUUAAAGUUAUUGGCUUCAAAAUUAAUAAGCUCAUAGCAACUAUCUGUGAGAAUAAUGAAGUCAACCGGUUUUCAGCCAAAGUGGAAUUACCACUAAAUUUCCCUGGUCUUUAUAAGGUUGUGGCAGAUAAAACUCCAUAUGUCAGCAUUGAAGAAAUUACUAGAAAAGUCUCUAUUGGGCCAACAAGAUUUGGCCAUCCAUGUUUCUACAGCCCUGAGGAUAUAAAACUGGCAAACUUCACUAUCAAACGUGGUGAGCAGAUCACCUUCACCUCUGUGGGAGAGCUCAAUGGAACAAUGUCUGUGAACUGUGUCAUGGUCAGAAAUAACCAGACCCAUUCCUUUACUUUGCCCCUUUCACAAGAAGGAAAAUUCUAUGAGUGCGAAGAUGACCAGAUAUACACCCUCAAAGAAAUUGCAGAAUGGAAAAUCCCUAAGUGCAGAAACCGGAUUGUCAAACUUUUCAAUAGUUUACAUAUGUGGGAUUCCUCUAAUCCACUUCCUGAGAAUUUUGAUGGCUGCUUGAUCCUCAUGCCUGUCUAUGAAGUGCAGGCAGUAAUGAAAUUUCGAAAGGACAUAGUUCAUAUCCUCUCAGAUCUAGAUGUUGAGGUCAAGGAUAUAACAGACUGUUAUGAUAUCAGCUCUUUCCUUCAGCCACUGUCUUUGGAAGAUGUAUUUGAGAGAACAAGCAUGGAAUUUCCCAUGGUGGCUGAGAUAAUGGAAGGGCCUUCAGAGAGCCAAAACCCUUAUAACUUACUGUCUACAGGGAAAGAGAUUAUCAUCUACAAAAAGUACCAGGCAGCAAGAGUCCUAGCUUCUGAGAUCAGAAGUGAUUCUCCCAAAAGACAUUUUUUAAUCCCUAUGAGCUACAAAGGAAAGUUCAAGAGAAGACCUCGGGAGCUUCCAACUGCGUAUGACUUAGAGAUAGCAAGAAGUGAAAAGGAACAGCUUCAUGUUGUAGCAACUAAAGCCUUUGCUUCCCCUCAUAAAGAGUUUUUUUCUGUUUCAGUUGGAGAUCAAUUUCUAGUUCAGCAGCGCCAGACUAGUGAAAUUCUUUAUGAGGGAAGAAAGAAACUUGUAGAUGUUUUAGCUUGUGAGCAAAUACUAAGUGAUACAUAUAAAAAAGUGCUCCUCCCCAUGUACAUGGAAGGCAGCUUUGUGGAAGUGAUUCAUGACAAGAAACGGUACCACCUUUCUGAGAUUUGCAAAGAAUUCCGUUUGCCUUUUAAUGUCAAAGUGUCCGUGAGGGACCUUUCCAUUGAGGAAGAUGUCUUGGCUGCAGUGCCUGGUCUGCAGUUUGAAGAGGAAAUCACAGACUCUUACUUGCUGAUCAGUAGUGCCACCGAUCCAGUGGAGAGCUGGGAGAUUCCCGUAUAUCGCGUAAACAUGUUGGUGCAUUUGCUCAGCAAAGAUGUCCAGGGAAUUGUACCACCUGUGACUAAGACAACAGUGGAAGAGAUCAGCGAAGAGCAAUACUAUAUGGUGCGAAGAUAUGAAAACCAAACCCUUCAUCCACCGCCUAGGCCUCCCAAAAAGCCAACAACACUUGCACCCAAACUUGCUUUUGCAGUACCUAAGCAAGGUGUGUCUGAUGUACUUCGGGCUCCAACGAAUUUCUGUGUAGAUACCACGAAGAGAUUAUGCACAAGUCAAGCUGCUGAUGUUUCGGAAUUGCAAGUUAGUUGUCAAAAUGAUUUGGUGCAUUGUGAGAAUAAGGACAAGACUGGGAAAGCUCCACUAGUGGAAACUACUGUGAUUAAAGGCUUAACAAGUAACUGUGAAGCAGAAAAGGAAGAGGAGGAAGAGCAUGACUACAGCUAUCUGGAUGAAAACAUAAUUGAAAACUUAAGAAAAGCAUUUCAUGACAGCAGCGUUGGAAAUAAGCCUACACUCUCUGAAGGAAGAAGAAACAUCUGAAGCAAAAUAAUUCUGAAACUAUCUGGAAACAAGUAGGAAGCUCUGUCCUUCACACAUUAAGAUUGACCACAACUGUAAGAAAAAGCUGCCCAUGAAAAUGUCCUUCUUGUCUCAUGAAAAGCAUAUGAGGCUGUAACUCAGCUAUAAUAAUCCCCUGUGAAAAUAAACUGCUUACUUGUCCUAAAUAAGAAGUCUAAUGUCUCAUAACCCCUUGAAAGGACAAAGGGACAUUCUUUUGUACAUAUUUAUUAAUGAAUUCAGAUAAUGAUGCCAAGUCCAAUCCUUCAUUCUCAUUGUACCUGAAAUUCCAGUUAUUUCCUGAAUCACUGUAGGGUAUAUGCAAAAGGAACAUCCCUUACUAAAACAGCUGCAUGGUUGUUUCCUUAGUUUUUUUUUUUUUGAAAAGGGAAAGGUCGAAAGGGAAGGGUUGUCUUAGGUGAACAAUUGGCCAAUUUCUUUGGCCAGUCUUACAUGCUUCAGGUUAAGGCUCAAAACUGGAAAUUACCAGAUUCUGCCCCUCUUUCUGAUGAACAACGUACAAGUAGUACUGUUGCAAAACAUGUAAAUUGCCCCAGAAAGCAAUGCCACUCCUCUCAAAGGGAAGUGCUACUCAGAAGGCCCAGGAACACCCAACUUAGAUAGCAUUGCCUUCUCCAUAACCCCUUGCACAGCUAAUAUUUAGAAUCACUCUAGAACUACUGUAUUCAGCCAUGUUCUGAAAAUGUGGCCAGGAAGGAUGGACAGAAGCUGGAGCUGAAAUGUUAGUGUUCAUGCUGACUCUACAAACUGAGAAAAAGGCACAUGCUGCCCUCUUCAAGAAGCCUGAGAAAAGCAAUCCUGAAGAACUUCAGCUAUACCUUGUGGUACCUCGUAUUCCCACACAGGGUUUGGGGGAAGAGGCAGCCCCAGGUGCCUCUCUGCAACACCCAUGAAUGGCCAAUGUCACCCCCCUGGAGAGAAGGUACAGGAAAGGCAUCACA